Hippopotamus amphibius kiboko is the source of this 1087-nucleotide messenger RNA. Its product is annotated as BCL2/adenovirus E1B 19 kDa protein-interacting protein 3-like. The transcript has a single exon. The record is from RefSeq and is a predicted model, not a curated record. Gene Ontology annotation, biological process: mitochondrial outer membrane permeabilization; positive regulation of apoptotic process. Lineage: Eukaryota; Metazoa; Chordata; Mammalia; Artiodactyla; Hippopotamidae. Gene Ontology annotation, cellular component: nucleus; mitochondrial outer membrane; mitochondrial envelope. The coding region runs from base 1 to 600 and encodes 199 amino acids.
AUGGCUGAGUUUGAAGACGGAUGGCAAGUGUGCGGCGACAGAAGCGCGCACCCGCGCUCCUGGGUGAAAUUACACUUCGGCAGUAAUGGGAACGGGAGUGGUGUUCCAGACUCCGUUUCUAUUUAUAACGGCGACAUGGAAAAAAUACUGCUGGACGCCCAGCAUGAAUCUGGACGGAGCAGCUCCAAGAGUUCUCACUGUGACAGCCCGCCACGCUCGCAGACCCCACAGGAUACUAACAGAGCUUCUGAGACAGACACACACAGUAUUGGAGAAAAGAACAGCUACCAGUCUGAGGAAGAUUACCUGGAGAGAAGGAAAGAAGUCGAAAGCAUCUUGAAGAAAAACUCGGACUGGAUUUGGGAUUGGUCCAGCCGGCCAGAAAACAUCCCCCCGAGCAAGGAGUUCCUGCUCUUCAAGCGCUCGCCGCGCGCCUCCGCACUCAGCAUGCGCGACACGCGCGUCAUGAAGAAGGGCGGCGUCUUCUCCGCCGAGUUCCUCAAGGUCUUCCUGCCCUCGCUCCUGCUGUCCCAUCUGCUGGCCAUCGGCCUGGGGAUCUACAUCGGGAGGCGCCUGACGACGUCCACCAGCACCUUCUGAGGACGCCUUGGCCGCGCUCGCGCAGUGGGGACGUGCUGUCCGCGGCACAGCUCACAGGGGAUGCGGACCUGUGUCGUUCUCCUCACUCAGUAAAAUAAAGACACUAAGACCAUGCUCUCCCAUAAUCAUACUUAUGGGAUCACGUAAUAAGCAUGUCACUGAUUAAUAUCUACUGUAAUAAUUUGGUAGUAACCGGUCUUUGGAUAUUAUAAAUAUUUAAGUAUAAAUAAUUUUAACAUAAAAAAAAAAAAAAAAGCCGCACACACCACGUCCACUCACAUAUUAUUAGCCAGAACGUAGUCAUGAGGCUACAGGACUGCAAGCCAGGCUGGAGAAUGUUGUCUUUAUUCUGAUCCGCCAUGUGCCCAGCCACGAAUUGCCUCUAUGACAGUCUGUGCUGUGUUAGUCAUUCGUAAUUUUCUUUGGAUUCCCAGGUGAGAGUAGAAAAUGGUAGAGCCAAGACUCUAAGUGCUGAAAAUGUUGGUAA